AACAGCGAGAGCAGCCGCGCGAGCGGUGGAACGCCUGCUGCCGUCAUAGUCGUCGUUGCAGACACACACACAACACUCAGUCGUGCCUGUGGAGACUGGCCAAUCGAGCGCCGGCCCAUUGCUAUUAUUCAGACCACGUGGCUAAAACCCAGGCCGGGGAGAAGCGUUUGAAAAAAUUAAGGGCUAGGUCUCUCUUUGUUUCUUCUUCUCGCGCUGACUUGGACAGGACCGACACACCGCCGGAGGGGAAAAAGGAAAACAUGCUUGCGACUCUGGCCCAGCGGGGGGCAACCUCGCGGGCACCGCUGUCGGCCAUGCCCAAGCGGACGCUGGCGACGGCUGCUCCACCGACGUUUCACCCGUCUCGCCUUCCUCCCUACCCGCGCCUCCUGGCCCAGCUCGACGAGGUGCGCGGACUCCUCGACCGGCCGCUGACACUGGCGGAAAAGAUUCUCUACACGCACCUGCGCUCGCCCCAGGAGACGCUCGCCGAUGCUGGGCGGGACCCGUCCAAGAUCCGCGGCAAGCUCUAUUUGCCGCUCAGCGUCGAUCGGCUCGCGAUGCAGGACGCCUCGGCGCAGAUGGCCCUGCUCCAGUUCAUGACCUGUGGCCUCGACCGGACCGCCGUGCCGAGCAGCGUGCACUGCGACCAUCUGAUUCAGGCCUUUGAGGGCGCCGAGGCGGACCUGCAGCGCUCCGUGGCGUCCAACAAGGAGGUCUUUGACUUUCUCGAGUCGGCCAGCAAGAAGUACGGCAUCGAGUUCUGGGGCCCUGGCAGUGGCAUCAUCCACCAGAUCGUCCUCGAGAACUACGCAGCGCCGGGCCUGCUCAUGCUGGGCACCGACUCGCACACACCCAACGCCUCUGGUCUCGGCUGUCUCGCCAUCGGUGUCGGUGGUGCCGAUGCCGUCGAUGCCAUGACAAACACGCCGUGGGAGCUCAUGGCCCCUCGCAUCCUCUCGGUCCAUCUCAAGGGCAGGCUGAGCCCAUGGUGCACGCCCAAGGAUGUUAUUCUCCACCUCGCCGGUCUGCUCACCGUGCGGGGUGGCACGGGCAAGAUCAUCGAGUACUCUGGCCCUGGCCUGGCCUCGCUGCCGGCGACGGGCCUCGCAACGAUGGCCAACAUGGGCGCAGAGGUGGGCGCGACGACGAGCGCAUUCGCAUAUACCGACGAGAUGGGUCGAUACCUCACCGCCACGGGCAGGGACGAGGUGAUGCAGCAGGCACGGGGCGCCGCUGCGAGGGGUCUGCUGAGCGCCGACGAGGGCGCAGAGUACGACGAGCGUGUCGAGAUCGACUUGUCGACGCUGGAGCCGACGCUCAACGGACCCUUUACGCCCGACUUGAGCACGCCGCUGUCCAAGUUUGUCGAGCGGGCCCGGAGCGAGGCGGAGCGGGACCACCCCGUGGAGCUGAGCGCGGCGCUGAUUGGCAGCUGCACCAACAGCAGCUACGCCGACAUGGCACGGUGCGCCAGCCUGGCCAAGCAGGCCAGUGCGCGUGGGCUCAAGGUCAAGACGAGCUUCGACGUGACGCCCGGCAGCGAGCAGGUGCGCGCUACGGUCGAGCGCGACGGCAUCCAGGCUGCCCUCCAGCAGGUCGGCGCGCGCGUGCUGGCCAAUGCAUGCGGGCCCUGCAUUGGGCAGUGGAACCGCAAGGAGCUGCAGGGCGAAGACAAUGUCAUCCUCACCUCGUUCAACCGCAACUUCAGAGCACGUAAUGAUGGAAACGCAAAGACGAUGAACAUGCUCGCCUCGCCAGAGAUUGUCACGGCCAUGGCCUUUGCCGGCCGGCUCGACUUCAACCCGAUGACCGACUCGCUCGAGGCGCCCGACGGCAAGCCGUUCCGCUUCGAGCCCCCCUCGGGCGAGGAGCUGCCCAGCAACGGCUUCACGCCCGGCAACAUUGGCUACCUGCCCAUGGCCAUGCCCGAGCCCGUCAAGGAAACCGAGGUGGCCAUCAGCCCCUCGAGCUCCCGUCUCGAGUACCUGCAGCCAUUCACGAGUCCGUUUGCCCAGUCGGCCGUCACGGGCGACUACGAGCUGCCGGCGAUGCGGUGCCUGCUGCGCGUCCGGGGUAAAUGCACCACCGACCACAUCUCUGCCGCGGGUCCCUGGCUCAAGUUCAAGGGGCACCUCACCAACAUUGCCGAGAACACGCUGAUUGGGGCGGCAAAUGAUGAGAACGGGCAGGUCAACUCGGCGAGAGACUACACACAACAGGAGCAGCAGGAGAAAGCAGACUCUGAAGAGGACACCAUCCCGGCCAUGGCCAAGCGGUGGAAGGCGAGAGGCCAGCCAUGGAUGCUCGUGGCGGACCACAACUACGGCGAGGGCUCGGCGAGGGAGCACGCCGCGAUCCAGAUCCGCCACUUUGAUGGGCUCCUCAUCCUGGCACGCAGCAUUGCGCGCAUCGCAGAGACGAACUUGCGCAAGCAGGGCGUGCUGACGCUCCUGUUUGAAAACGAGGCCGACUACGAGAAGAUCAGUGGGGGUGACAUUGUCGAGACCGUCAACUUGACCGACCUUCUCCGGCCGGGCGGCGACGUCUCGACGCAGGUCCGUGUGCGCGUCACCAAGCUCGAGCAGGACGGCAAGACGGUCAAGGAGUCGUUUGAGAUUCCGACAAAGCACUCGCUCUCCAAGGCCCACCUCGACUGGAUCCGAUCCGGAUCGGCCCUCAACCUGAUCCGGGAAAAGGCGCAGCAGGAGAGCCAGGCCGCCGCUGCUCCCCUGGGUGUGAGCGGGACGGGGGUUGGUACCGGGGCCGGCAUUGGGACACGGGCGAUGAGCACCCUCGCUCGUCGACCGCGUAACCACCGCCUCCCUUCCAGCUCCAGGGGCUACGCCACGGCUUCGUCGUCGGGCGGCAAGUCGUCGACGCCCGAUGCCUCGCGGCUCAGCCCCAACGACCCGCGCUACCAGGCCCCCGCUGCCGACUCGCGCACCGAGGCGCUCAAGCGCAUGGUGUUUCCCGAGCCCGCGGGCGGAGCCUCUUCGCGCCUCGAGGCAGCCCGCGCGUCGGACAGGGAGGCCGACGCCGCGCUGGCCAAGAUGCUGCCGAGUGACCGGCGGGCCGAGGUGCACGACACGAUCACGCGCGCCUGGCUGCUCUUCCAGCGCGAGCGGCGCGAGGCCCACGAGGCGGACCUGGCGACGAAGCGCGAGAUGAUGCAGGCGGCGUGCGACAGCCUGCGCGCCGAGGCGCCCAAGCUCUUUGAGCGUGCCAGCUACCGCGUCGCGCUCAGCAAGCGCCACCCCAGCGAGAUUGAGCGCCUCCGCGAGGCCGGCCUCCUCGAGGGCCAGGCGCCCCGGGAGGGGCAGGAGAAGCUCAGCGGGCCCGAGCGCCGGCGGCGCGCAAAGGCCAUCACCGCCAACAGGCUCCACGGCCUCGUGCCCAGAGAGCUCCGCGCGCCGACGAUGACGCCGAGCAAAAAGGGAUGGCCCACCAUGGAGCAGCAGGACAGCAAGCAGCAGUCGUCGUAGAUGUCUUUUUUUAUCUCCUCUCCCCGUGACAUUUGCUUUGCUUUGGCUGUUGUAGAAUGGGUCGCAUACGAGACGUGAAAAUCGAUGAGCUAAUCUUAUCAUUUCCUGCCGAGAA
This is a messenger RNA of Acaromyces ingoldii, 3600 nucleotides long. RefSeq names its product putative mitochondrial aconitate hydratase. Gene Ontology annotation, biological process: tricarboxylic acid cycle. NCBI's taxonomy places the organism in Eukaryota, Fungi, Basidiomycota, Exobasidiomycetes, Exobasidiales, Cryptobasidiaceae. The record is from RefSeq and is a predicted model, not a curated record. Gene Ontology annotation, cellular component: mitochondrion; cytosol. The transcript has a single exon. Gene Ontology annotation, molecular function: aconitate hydratase activity; 4 iron, 4 sulfur cluster binding. The coding region runs from base 261 to 3485 and encodes 1074 amino acids.